Molecule: messenger RNA, 1347 nt
Organism: Aspergillus wentii DTO 134E9
Lineage: Eukaryota; Fungi; Ascomycota; Eurotiomycetes; Eurotiales; Aspergillaceae
Product: FAD-binding oxidoreductase
Exons: 3
Coding region: 1-1347 (448 amino acids)
Molecular function (GO): oxidoreductase activity; FAD binding
Source: RefSeq, a predicted model, not a curated record
AUGCAGAUCCUCAAUUCUGAGUCAGAAGAUCCCACCAGCUACGAGACGGCGUGUCUGGAUGGUGUUUUCAAUCUCCGACGUCCUCCCCAUCGCCCAUCAGCCGUGAUCCAAGUCACCAGCACGGACGACAUUCUUGAAGGCGUUCGACUGGCCCACGAGCGAAAAUGCCAGAUUGCAGUCCGCUCUGGGGGUCACUCCAUGGCGGUUUGGAGUCUCCACGAUGGUUCCAUUCUUCUGGAUCUAGGCAAGUGGAAAGAGCUGGCCGUGGACCCAGAGAAGAGGAUUGCAACAGCCACGCCCAGUAUUACAAGCGAGGAGUUGAAUGAUGCGGCAAUGAAGCAUGGAUUCGUAUUUCCUGGAGGCCAUUGUCCGGAUGUUGGUCUGGGAGGAUUCAUGUUGCAGGGUGGAAUGGGAUUGAAUGCAAGGAAUUGGGGCUGGGCAUGCGAAAGCCUCGAGGCUGUCGAGGUCAUCACCGCGCAGGGUGAGCUGUUGCUUUGCAAUGCCCAGCAGAAUGAGGAUCUCUACUGGGCUGCAAGAGGGGGAGGGCCUGCAUUCCCCGGUAUUGUCACCAAAUUCCAUUUACAGUUGAGGUCGGCUCCAGCAGAGGGUAUUCGAUCGUCAGGCUACAUCUACCCUCGCUCCCUAUAUCGCACAGCAUUCGAAUGGGUCUUGUCUCUGAUCCGCGAAUCCGACCACAACACCGAGGUGGUCAUGGUAGCUCAUUAUCCCGGGAACAGCAAUUCACCCGAGAGCCUCCGUUUCCUGGUCUACUUUGUGUCCAUGGAAGCCACCAUCGCCCGAGCGCAAACAAUCCUGCAACAAGUCCAGGACACCAGACCAGCCGGCGCCAUCACGGAAUGGGUCUGCCAGGAAGACAGCCUGGGCAAUCUCUACGGCAACCAGCGAAAGGCCAACCCCCAUUCGCACUAUUACUACACGGACAACGUGUUUCUGGAUGAUGAUGUCAAUGUUGUCGCCACGCUGGAAGAGGCCUUUAUGGCCCUCCCUCCGGGGAAAUCGUCGGCUUUCUGGUAUCCCAUGUAUCCGCAUAGCAGACGGACGCUCCCGGACAUGGCAUUUGGGAUGCAGUCAGACCAUCACUUCUGCAUAUAUUCCAUCUGCGAAGCUGAAAGUGAGGCGCCACGGUACAGGGCCUGGGUGGAUGAGGUGAUGGCCAGAGUCAGGCUGCAUUCGGUGGGCGCUUACAUCGGGGAGUCCGAUUGCUCGAUGGCCGCCAGCUGGUACUAUGGAGAAGAGAGGGCAAAUCGACUCGCGGCGAUCUGUCAGAAAUGGGAUGCAGGGCAGCUUUUGGCAGGCCCACAGUCGCCGAUAGUCCAGAGUCAUUAA